AUGGCUUCCAAGCUCGUGCCUCAGUUGGUGCGCCAGGCCACGAGGGCUGUCUGCAAGGCUCCUUGCAGACAACCAUUCCAUCCCAGACAGUUCUCAAGCACGCCCGUAUCGCGGAGCGAGGCUUUGUACGUGCACCGCGAUACCGACUUCAACAACCCGAACAUCCCUUUCAAGUUCAAUGAGACCAAUCUCCGCCUCAUCGAUGAGAUCACCAAACGAUACCCUCCCCAAUACAAAAAGGCAGCAGUAAUGCCACUGCUAGAUCUAGGCCAGCGGCAGCAUGGCUGGACCUCGAUCAGCGUAAUGAAUGAAGUCGCCCGCAUACUUGAAAUGCCUCCAAUGCGUGUCUACGAAGUUGCGACGUUUUAUACCAUGUACAACCGCGAGCCGGUGGGCAAAUACUUUGUGCAGGUAUGCACGACGACACCCUGCAUGUUGGGCGGAUGUGGCAGCGACAAGAUUAUGAAGGCUUGCGAGGACUUCCUCGGUGUCCACUCAGGUCACACGACAGAGGACAAGAUAUUCACCUUACUCGAAGUCGAGUGUCUGGGAGCAUGUGUGAACGCGCCAAUGGUCCAGAUCAAUGAUGAUUACUUUGAGGAUCUGACCCCGGAGACGAUGACAACCCUGCUGCAAGCUUUGAAGGAUUCGGCAACAAUCAGUGGGUUUGAUAAGAGUAAGCUGCCGCGACCGGGUCCGCAACCUUUAGACGGAAAGCAACGGAUGACAUGCGAACCAGGUGCUGGUUUGACCUCUUUGAAGGGCGAGCCCUACAAGCAGCAGGACCUCAUGAGAACCGACGGAGAGUUGUAG
This is a messenger RNA of Exophiala viscosa, 813 nucleotides long. RefSeq names its product NADH dehydrogenase flavoprotein 2. The coding region runs from base 1 to 813 and encodes 270 amino acids. Gene Ontology annotation, molecular function: oxidoreductase activity. NCBI's taxonomy places the organism in Eukaryota, Fungi, Ascomycota, Eurotiomycetes, Chaetothyriales, Herpotrichiellaceae. The transcript is spliced from 2 exons. The record is from RefSeq and is a predicted model, not a curated record.